AUGUCCCAUUCUACUUCACGGUGAAGUCUUCACCCACCUAGUUCGGCAAAGUUUCCGCUGCCACUUCUGUCACGAUCAAUGGCGUUACACUGCCAGUCCUCCGCCGCCGCUCUCUUCGUCUUCCUCCUCAGCCUCGCCUCACCUCAAGUCUCCGCCGACGUGGUGCUUGAAGACGGGUACACCGUCACGACGGCGAUCGACGGCCACAAACUCGGCGUCAACCCGCACUCUGUGCUUGCUCGCCCUGGAUCGUCCGAUCUUCUCGUCCUCGACUCUUCCGGUAGUGCCGUCUACACCGUACCAUUUCCCACGCCCGGAUCCCAAGUUUCAGAGAGUGUGAUUAAACGAUUAUCCGGCAACGGCGACGGAUAUUCGGAUGGGGAGUCGGGUUCGGCCCGGUUCAAGAAGCCCCGGAGCUUCGCCGUGAGUCCGAAAGGAAUCGUCUUCGUCGCCGAUAAGGGCAAUGGCGUCAUCCGAAAGAUAAGCGCUUCAGGUGUGAGCACGAUUGCCGGAGGGUACUCGCAGAAGCCUGGGCGCGAGGACGGCCCUGCUCAAAACGCAACGUUUUCGCCGGAUAUUGAGCUGGCUUUUGCUGCUGAUCAGUGCAUGCUGCUGGUCUCUGAUCGCGGGAAUCAGUUGGUCCGGUUGAUUCGUCUCAAGCCGGAGGAUUGCUACGGGACUUCUUCGUCCAAGCUUGGUGCCGUUUCGGUCUGGAUUAUGGGUAUCGGAUUGUCGUGUGUUUUUGGAAUUGUUGUUGGGAUUGUGAUUCGGCCUUAUAUUUUACGCAAUACAGGACAAGCGGCUCGGCUCCCGCGCGACAUCGAAGCGCUGCCGAAUCUAUCUGGGGAAGCAAGUGUCACAGACACUUUGCUUCGCCUGGAAGCGCUGCCGAAUCAAUCUGGGGAAGCAAUUAGUACAGACACUUUGCUUCGCCGUCAGAAGCGCAACUGCUAGCUCAGCCCCUGUUUCGUCGCUGUUGAGGCGGCUGUAUCUGUUGGGCAUGUCCCAUCUUUCUCUUAUGUUUAGGAUUAACUACGUAGAGGAGUCCUGGGUUUCACCUAAGGAGUGUGUGUCUUUGCUUGAUUCCGAUGUUGAUAACAGUAGUAGUAGUUGUUUUGAGAUAACAGAGUCGUCGUCGUCCUCCAAGUAUGUGGAUCAGCUUAAGGAACUGGUGGGUUUCGAUGGAAGCCUGGAGCUGCGUAGCAUGAAGGAAGGAGAAGGUAAUGAUGGGAGGAGUGGUGUGUUAUCUGGCUCUCAUGGAAGAAUAGAGGGUAUGAUGGACAGUAAUAUUGUGGGAUUUGUGGAGGGAGCUAAAGAAACUCUUCUGGUGGAUGGGGCUUUGGGCGGUAAUUCGGGUUUAGUUAAAAGGAGACGAAGUGAAAAAACUUGAAGAAAGACAUAUGUUUCAUGUAUAUUUAGAGGCUUGUGUAUGUUUUGAAUCUGUUUUUGUCAGUUAUAAGUCUGGCUUAUGGCAUGUUAGUCAUUAUGUGCGACCAACCAUUUAGGUCCAUUGCUUCUAUUUUGAGAAACUCUGUUUGAUCUCCAUAAAUUCUACGAUGCUCUGGAGUAUAGGAUA
This is a messenger RNA of Malus domestica (apple), 1576 nucleotides long. RefSeq lists its product as uncharacterized. Lineage: Eukaryota; Viridiplantae; Streptophyta; Magnoliopsida; Rosales; Rosaceae. The record is from RefSeq and is a predicted model, not a curated record.